Molecule: messenger RNA, 2444 nt
Organism: Ruditapes philippinarum (Manila clam)
Lineage: Eukaryota; Metazoa; Mollusca; Bivalvia; Venerida; Veneridae
Product: EF-hand domain-containing family member B-like
Exons: 10
Coding region: 211-1992 (593 amino acids)
Molecular function (GO): calcium ion binding
Source: RefSeq, a predicted model, not a curated record
UUUUAACCCGUCGUUUCUAGGGAAGUGUCAACAUUAUUCCCGUUUGACUGUGUUGUAAAUGGACAGGAAAUAUUUAAAUGUUUAUCGCACAUCUAACAACCUUUGAUGGUUAAUUAUUUCUCAAACUGGUUCCGAAAUAAUUGAAUAUUGGAAAGCGUACAGUAGAUUAGCCAUUUAUUAAGGAAAUAACAUUAGAAAUACAAAAAUAACAUGGCAUCAACGGCAUCUCAAAUAAAACUGCCCGACAUUUCUACACAGUCAAUAUAUGCGGGGAAAUAUAAAGACUGGACACCUGAGUUGAGAGCGGCAGGUAAGCUGACAGCUUCCGGCGAUAAAGUAGUGACAUGUCUUAAACCACCACAUGAUGGCAGGCCUCCAAGUCCCGAGGUAAUUCGUAGAUUUCGAGCAACAGUUCGGCCUGAUGCUGGAGAAAUGCGCGUUUUCUAUGGAAAAGCCAGAGACCCGAUUCUUAACUUAGCAAAAGAGAUGAACCAUGGUAUCAACACCCAGCCAUCGUUCUUUGCCAGUGAGCUUGUAAAUCCAAGACCAAAGUCACUCUUCCAACAAAGGACACUUGACAGAAAGGAGAAUCAUUAUGCAAGCCAUCAAGUAGCACCACUGGGUAGAUCUCAUAACCAGGAAAAUAACUUACCGAAGGGAUUGAAAAAAUAUGAGUUCACAUUUGGAAUUCCUACAGAAUUAGAUACUGGUGCCGGAGGUUUGAUCAACCCUAAUAAAACAUAUGCUGAUGUUGAGAAGGAGAAUGAAGUAGGUCAUGAACUCUACGUAAGGUCACAUAAUGACUUCAACGUCGGUGAGCAGCUGCAAAGGAGUUAUACGUCGCCUCACUUUAGCUAUAAGUCAAAGUUUGGUAUACCUACACCUCAUGAUAAUACAGGAGCCCAUUUAAAGAAAACAAUGAAGUGGCUACAUGAGGCGGAACAGGAGAGGGCAACAAAAAUUGUCUCUAAGCGUGUAGAUGAGUUUCGGGAACGACAUCAAGAACAACUCGGACAAGUGCAUGACCCAAUCAAAGACACAUUAAGAGUACCACCAGAUCAUACUUUUGGUAUCCUCAUGAAGCCGGACGAGUACGGAGCGGGUGAUCUCCUUCAUAUGAGAGGACCGGGCCAGUAUCUGCGGGGUCGUGACCGUCAGAGGGGAGUAAUUGCGGCAAUCAGACAACACCUCAAGAAAGCUAACUAUCAUAAUUUCCAUGAUCUAUCCUCUGCAUUUAGGCACUAUGAUAAGGACAACAAAGGUAAAAUAGAUAUUCAUGAUUUACAAGAAGCUUGCAUACAGUUCAAUCUUCCGGUUGAGCCAGAACUUCUGUGUCAACUCAUGGAUUACUGUGACGCAGAUAGAGAUGGUAGAAUCAACUACCUGGAAUUUGCUAAUUUCCUUAAUUGGAAGGAUAAAAUGCCCGCUGGCCCAGAUGUUCAAACCCCAACUAAGGAAACGGCCACGGAAUUGGUGCGAGAAGAUGGCAUGGUGCCACGUACGCCACAAAGUGCAGGGGAGACGACUCCGCGUAGAUUACAGAAACAAAUAGAUAAAGCUAUAGGGGAUCAUAGAACUAGCGCCAGUAUGAUUAAUGCUGUUAUGGGACCUGAUGGAAUUUCAACUAGAGAUUAUCGCCGAUAUGGUGUACCAACAAUCCGUACAGAUUUACAUGCCCCUAGAAUAAAGCGUGUAGAUGACAGGAAGAAUUAUGGAGACGAGUCAGAUGCCUAUGGCCUCGUUAACCCAUCAUUGUUCAGUCAGAAAGGUGUUUAUGAAAAAGAUUUCUUGCUUCCCAGAUCCAAAGAAGAAAUACGACAGAUCUUUACGAACACUGGCGUCAAGAUGACUGGCGAGACAUUUGAAAACUUGUUCAAUUUCGCGGCUAAGAAACAUCCAAAAGGUUUCGUCAGUGUUGAAUCAUUCCGCAGUGUGUUAGAUGACCUUGAGGCGGCAAAAAUUGAGAUUGGCGAACAUGCGUUAGCAGUAUGAGUUGCAUAUUUGACACUGAAAAAAUCAUCAUAAAUAAUGUAAUAAAUGUUAAAUAGAUUGUAAAGUUUCAUGCCUGAUUGAUUUACUUCAUUUAUAAACUGUUCCUAUAUUCAGAUAUAUGGAAAUAUCUGGGUGUGUGGGUAAAUAGCUGGGGGGAGGGGAGGGGGUGGGGGUUGGUUCACUGAUUAUUGAAAUAUUUUCAAACCAUCAAAUCAAAGAUAUUGUUAAAUUGUUGUAUACCAAAGUCAUUUUCAAUAUAAUGAAAAUUGUGCAGAAAUCAAAAAUUAGUAUUAAGUAUUAUCAUAUUACAGUUACUUCAGCAUUUUAAAACACCAUGGCUUCAGAUCUUAUGCUUAUUCUUAUGAAAAUUUAAUGAAGUGUUCAAAAUUUUAAAACAGUUGUCAGGUGAUCAAUGAAAGCAACUAAAUUAGCUUGUCUUUGGCAUUUACAAA